CCGCCAAUUAUUAGCUGCCCACCUUAGAUACGCAUAGUAGUCUCCUCUUGGCCGCUAGCUAUCCUACAGGUUGCUUUUACCCCGCCUCCCCCCAAUCGACACCAUGUCUGGCAUGAACGGCAACCAACCGGAGGGCGAGAAGGUGAACACUCACAUCGUCACCUUGACUCGCUUCCUCACGGAAGAACAAGUUAAACACCAGGAGGCCACCGGAGAUUUCACACUUCUUUGCCACGCGCUGCAAUUUUCCUUCAAGUCAAUCGCCUACUACAUCCGCCGCGCGACCUUGAUAAACCUGACAGGCCUCGCCGGCUCCUCCAACACGACGGGCGAUGAACAGAAGAAACUCGAUGUGAUCUCCAACAGCCUAUUCAUCGAGGCCAUGCGGUCAAGUGACAAGUGUGCGCUACUCGUCUCGGAAGAGGAAGAGGACGUCAUCUACUUCAGGGACAGCAAGUAUGCGCGGUACGCCGUGGCCUGCGACCCCAUCGACGGCUCCUCGAACCUGGACGCCGGCGUGUCGGUUGGCACCAUCUUCGCCGUCCACAAGCUGGCGGAGGGGUCCAAGGGCACCAAGGAAGAUAUCCUCAAGCCUGGCACGGAACUCGUUGCGGCUGGGUUCACCAUGUACGGCGCCUCGGCCCAGCUGGUCAUCACCAUGAAGGGCGGCAGCGUCAACGGGUUCACGCUGGACAACGGGCUCGGCGAGUUCAUCCUGACGCACCCGGACAUGAGGCUGCCGAAGAAGAGGGCCAUCUACUCGGUCAACGAGGGCAACUCGCUGUACUGGGAGGACCACGUCAAGGAGUACUUCAACUCGCUCAAGGCCCCGUCGGAUGACGGGAAGCCGUACAGCGCCCGGUACAUUGGCAGCAUGGUCGCCGAUGCGUACCGCACCCUCCUCUAUGGCGGCAUCUUCGCCUAUCCCGCCGACAAGAAGAGCCCCAAGGGCAAGCUGCGCAUUCUAUACGAAUGUGCGCCGAUGGCCAUGGUGUUUGAGAAUGCUGGCGGUCAAGCAGUAGACAGCAAGAUGCAGCGCAUGCUGGAAGUUGUGCCGGAACACAUCCAUGACAGGUCAGGAAUCUUCAUGGGCAGCUAUGACGAGAUUGAGAAAGUCAAGUCAUUCCACAAGUAAAAAUUGAUUUUUGCGUCGGGGCCUGGAUGACGGUUUUAUGUUGCAUGCGUACAUAGAUGCGGUCACUUAGGUUGGCAAUAUGGCCUGAUCAGGGGAGGUUAAAACCCAGUCAUCGGAUAAAUUGUAUUAUUCCAUUGCUUUGGGAUGGGGCCAGGGGGGCGCAUUGAGAAAUGAUACUUCAGGAAGGAGCUUUGAGCGCA
Molecule: messenger RNA, 1335 nt
Organism: Phialemonium atrogriseum
Lineage: Eukaryota; Fungi; Ascomycota; Sordariomycetes; Cephalothecales; Cephalothecaceae
Product: fructose-1,6-bisphosphatase class 1/Sedoheputulose-1,7-bisphosphatase
Exons: 4
Coding region: 104-1135 (343 amino acids)
Biological process (GO): fructose 6-phosphate metabolic process; sucrose biosynthetic process; fructose metabolic process
Cellular component (GO): cytosol; cytoplasm
Molecular function (GO): fructose 1,6-bisphosphate 1-phosphatase activity
Source: RefSeq, a predicted model, not a curated record